AUGGAGAUCGCCUCGUGCGUGCAGCACGAGUCUCCGCGCCCCUCAUCCGUCUGCCGCCGUGCCACAGGCGACACGGCGGUGCUGGCUGCGGUCUACGGCCCGGCCGAGGUUCGCGUGAGCCGGGAGCAGUCGGACCGCGCCACGCUGGAGGUGAUCCUCAAGCCCAAGACCGGCCUCCCCGGCGUGCGGGAGAAGAGCCAGGAGCAGUUUGUGCGCGGCGUGCUGGAGGCGACGCUGCUCUCGUCGCUGCACCCCCGCACCUCCAUCACGCUGGUCCUGCAGGUGGUGCACGACGCCGGCGCCCUGCUGGCGUGCUGUGUGAGCGCCGCCUGCAUGGCGCUGGCGGACGCGGGGCUGGCGCUGCGCUGCCUCUUCUGCGGCGUGGCCUGCGCCAUCGCGCGCGACGGCACCAUCGGACUCGACCCCGACACCAGCGCAGAGAAGGAGGGCCGAGCGCUCGUCACGAUCGCCCUGGACAGCAGCGGCAAGAACAUCCUGGCGUCGUCCACCAAGGGGCGACUCGACGCCACCGAGUACCAGCGCUGCGUGGCGCUCAGCCGGGAGGCGUCCACCAAAGUUUUUGAGUUUUACCGCGACUCCAUCAGCAGGCGCUACUCCAAGUGCUGAAGACCGACGUCGCUGAGACACGCGGAGACACGCGGAGACACGGAUUUGUGGAGUCGGGGAUAUGUGGAGUCGAGGAGAUGCACAGACACGGAGACGGGGACGCGCGGAGACACGAUGACUCGAAUACGGAGACACGUGGAGACGGAGACACGUGGAGACGGACACGCGGAGGCACAGAGACGUGGAGACACGGACACGUGGAGACUCGAACUCGUGGACGAACAGAGAGCAGCUCUCUCUAGAGCUCUUACUUUCUCCAUUCAUGUUCAUACCUUUCUCAAGGAGAAACGAAUAGAAAUCAGAGCAAAAACAACUGCUGCGAGUCGUGUGUGUGAGAGUGUGUGUGAGAGUGUGUGUGUGAGAGUGUGUGUGUGAGAGUGUGUGUGUGAGAGUGUGUGUGUGAGAGUGUGAGAGUGUGUGUGUGAGAGUGUGUGUGUGAGAGUGUGUGUGUGAGAGUGUGUGUGUGAGAGUGUGUGUGUGAGAGUGUGUGUGUGAGAGUGUGCGAGAGUGUGUGUGAGAGUGUGUGUGUGUGAGAGUGUGUGUGUGAGAGUGUGUGUGUGAGAGUGUGUGUGUGAGAGUGUGAGAGUGUGUGUGCGAGAGUGUGUGUGAGAGUGUGUGUGUGUGAGAGUGUGUGUGUGUGAGAGUGUGUGUGUGUGAGAGUGUGUGUGUGUGAGAGUGUGUGUGUGUGAGAGUGUGUGUGAGAGCGUAACUCGAUGGCGACUUGCCAAUGACCGGUACCAGCGGUGUCAUGGUUGGCCUCAGUGGAGGAGGCUUGUGAAGGACGCUACUGCGCAGUUGGAGGCAGUCGCUCUCCAACAACAACGGAGGGCGGAGGAGCGACGCUCACAACAACGAGCGGGGCGCCGGGCGGCUAAAAAGCUGCAAGGUCGGCACAGUGGGUGGGGGAGCACAGGUUGUGUGCCGGUCGUCGCAGUCGGUCAACACCAUGGCACCAUGGUCUCUCCCCGUGAUCUCCCAGCUGCGGCGAGACUUCCUCGCUUUCACGCGGCCUCGAGGUGCACCUCGCCUGGCACGGGGCGCCGUACCCACGUCGCCGCCGCCGGCAGUUGAACGGAUAACGGCCGUGUGGCGGCCGUUCCGUAACUCUAGCCGCGUGGCCGCACGCGGUGACCUGAACGCGCAAUCACUGUAUGUUUGUGUGGCGGUGUUUUUUUUAUAUAUUUGUAGAGGAAAGCGGCGGCGGCGGUGGCGGUGGGCUGCCAUGUUUUGCAAGAGGCGUUUAAAUAAAUGACUUGUUGAAAACGAUUGUAGCGGUCGCCGGGG
Lethenteron reissneri (Far Eastern brook lamprey) is the source of this 1911-nucleotide messenger RNA. It is a transcript of the gene EXOSC5, whose product is annotated as exosome component 5. Gene Ontology annotation, molecular function: RNA binding. Gene Ontology annotation, biological process: nuclear mRNA surveillance; U4 snRNA 3'-end processing; rRNA catabolic process. The record is from RefSeq and is a predicted model, not a curated record. Gene Ontology annotation, cellular component: nuclear exosome (RNase complex); nucleolus; cytoplasmic exosome (RNase complex). Lineage: Eukaryota; Metazoa; Chordata; Hyperoartia; Petromyzontiformes; Petromyzontidae.